UUUCGUUCCUGAAGUGUAAUUUUGAUAUCUGUCCUUGCUUUGUGUAGAUACACGAGAAGGGGUAUAGGGGCGUUACGGAUGACAUGGAGUUGGAGAAGCAGCGAAGGGAUGGGUUGAUCCUCUGUUAAAGCAGUUGUUUGACUUGCAAAGCAGGCCUGGGUGCUCUCUGACUGGGCAUUGAGAGAAGCCCUUUCCCUGGAAGUGGAACACCAGGUACACGGACAGCUGCGGUGCUGCUUUGUGCUGGGUUGCGGGCCUUGUCACCCACAGGCAUGAAUUAAUGAUAAGGAAUGUUUCAAGCCAUGAGGAGGUGUCAGGAUCAGACAGGCAGACGGACAGACGGCAGGACGGAUACACGGGUGGGGGCUGUGCUAGGCGGCUCGGCGGCAGGCUGGUGGAAGAUGUCGUCAGGAGCCGGUGGGAGGGGUGGACGGCGGCUCAGAGGGACAGCAAGCAGCGCUGGUGGAGGAGGGAGAGGAGGUGCAGGAGAGGCAGAGGAAGGCCCCGUGGGGAUCCCUUUCCCCGAGCACAGCGCAGACAUCCUGGGCAGCCUGAACAAGCAGCGGCUUAGCGGCCUGCUGUGCGAUGUGCUCCUAGUUUCCCAGGAACUGGAGUUCCCGGCUCACCGCUCCGUCCUGGCGUCCUGCAGCUCCUACUUCCACAAGCUCUUCACUUCAGGAGCCGCCGCUGACCAACAGAACGUCUACAACAUCGACUUUGUGGUGGCGGAGGCUCUGGGGGCGCUGCUGGACUUUGCCUACACAGCGACAUUGACAGUCAGUCACAGCAGUGUUGCUGACAUCCUUGCUGCUGCACGCCUCCUGGAAAUCCCACCGGUCCAGGACGUCUGUACACACCUGCUGGACUCCAAAGUGCUCUCCCCGCCGGCGGGCAGUGAGCGAAGAGAUGAAGAUGAAGAGGAGGAGGGGAAGGGGAAGGGGAAGGGCAGAGGAAGCAGGGAGCAGGGGAACCGGGUUCAGGCCCAGGAGUUCCUGGAGUUUUACCUGAGAGGGGCCCACUGGAGCAGCAGCUGCAGCACGCCAGAGCUCAGGGACCUGCCCACACAUCUGCACUUUAACCACGGUAACGGAGGGACCCCCAGCAACGGGGCUCCUGCUGACCCCGGCAAGUACUACUCCCCCCUGGCCCUCGCCUUGGCCCAGGCCCCCACACAGGAGCAAGACGAAGAAGACGACGAGGAAGACGAGGAAGAUGAGGACGGGGAGGCGGUGCAGGGGAACGGAGCAGGCCUGGGGUCAGCUUACUACCCUCCAUCCCAAAACGGCCACGUUCACCUCCCCCCUGAGUCUAGGCUGGGGCAGGAGCCAGAGAUGGAGGAUGGGAGCAGGGACGCGUUGGCGAGGGACAGGGGGUCUGCAAGUGCCCUCCUGCAGCAGAUGAUGGACUCCAUCGAGAGGCAGAAGGAUCGCGCAACUACGGGGGAGGAACAGGGAGAUGGGGACGACCCAGACAUGGAAUUUUACUUGAAUUAUUUUAACAGCACGCAGCACGAGGAUCCAGUUUCUGCUGCUGUAUCACAGGGAGUGCCGCCGCUCUGGUUAUCACGGGGCAGAACAGGCCAAGACAGAGCAGGAGGAGGAGAGAGGGGGGUGGGAGAGAGAGACAGCGGGGGCGCAGGCGGAGGAGGAGGCGAGAGGAAGAUGCGCUCUAAGGCCUUCCAGAAAUGUCCCAUAUGCUCCAAGGUCAUUCAAGGAGCAGGCAAGCUACCCCGCCACAUCCGAACACACACGGGAGAGAAACCUUAUGAAUGCGCCAUCUGCAAAGUGCGCUUUACCAGGCAGGACAAGCUCAAGGUUCAUAUGAGGAAGCACACAGGAGAGAAGCCUUACCUGUGUACGCAAUGUGGAGCCGCCUUUGCUCACAACUACGACCUGAAGAACCACAUGCGCGUGCACACCGGCCUGCGCCCCUAUCAGUGCUCCAGCUGCUUUAAGACUUUCGUCCGCUCGGAUCACCUGCACCGCCACCUCAAGAAGGACGGCUGCAACGGCAUCCCCUCUCGUCGAGGUCGGAAGCCUCGGGUGAGAGACCCCGGGCUCCUCGACGCCCCCCUGAGCCUGCCCAGCCCCGGGUCCGACACGAGCCCCGGGCCGCACACCAUCAGGGGACGGCGGAGCUCGGAGGCAUCGUCAGCGGCAGAGAUGGAGGGGGCUGCCGAAGCCCACGCACACAGUCCUCAACUGCAGGAGGAGGCAGAGGAGGCCGGACCCUGAGACUGCAGGGGCCACAAGGACACUGCUGGACACCGUCACUCUGCACCGCCUGUGAGACAGGCCAGUGAACAGAGAGGAGUAAAAAAACAUGCAACGGCAAACUUUAAAAAAAAAAACAACAACUAACUAUUCCUCUAUAAACCAAAUCAGGGUGUCACAAAAAUUCUAAUCUUUAUAUUUCUUUCUCCUUUCACUUUAGGAAAUGGAAUAGACUUGCAAGCACUUGAGUCGGUUUAUCUGUUAAAGAGCAAAGAACGCUUCAAUUCAUGCACCCAUCACGUCCACUUUCUGGGCCAUUUCAUUCUUUCUAAUAUUAAGGUUUUUGUACAUUGGCAUAUGUGCUUAGGCAAAUGUAUGAUAGCUACAAAGAAACUCUGAGCAACUAUGCAGUUGAUUUCAAUUUGUAUUGGGUUUGUCCUCACAGCCUUCAAGCUCUAAGCAAGGUGUCUAUCAAGCUCCUUCUGGCUGCUGUACGGGUGAAGCGAGGACAAAUCCUCCCAGUGAAAACAACUCUUUUUCUAUUCUUUUGCAGGUGUGAAAUGUACAGUUACCAUAGAAACAACAUUGCCACAAAAUGGCAUAUGCAAGGAAAGCUCACCACAAUUUUGAUGCAACAGUUUUCUCUCUUUAAAUGUUCCAGAAAGAAUCAGACAAGGGGUUUGAUUGAAGUGUUACUUACUCUAUAAAAUGCGUUUUAAGAAUCUAUGUUUUGUUAUUUUGAAAAACAAAUUCAUAUUGAGUCAAAUCCACUUUAACGGGGGCUCUUCAAUUGCAGGACUAGGGGGGAAAUGAGGUGUGGAGGGUUUGUGUUUUUAAAGCACUACCAUAGUCUAUGUAUCUGUCGGGUUGACUACGUUGCCUCACAAACCUGCAAUUUCAGCAUUUCUGUUUUCCCUUUUGAUUUUGUCUUAAUUUAGUUUGGGUCGUUGUUCCUUUCUGUUGACUGCUUUGGGUACUUGACACUUUAUAAUUGUAUACAUGUAUAUACAGCAGGUGGUGAUAUGACAUUAGUCCCCUCUUAAUGCUGAGGUGUACUUAACAAUCGGGUUUUUCCUCUUAGGCUUGAUGUCAUAUUUCUCACGGAGUGAAGCUUGUGGGUGAACGAAAAAAAACCAACCUGUUUGAAUGUCUGAUGAGAAAAACCAUUGAACCACCCAUUUGUCCUAAACUUAAAACACUUGACUUGUAUAGUUCCUGCCCAAAGGACGAGGAGGUCGGAUGAAUGAAUGAAAUGCUUAACUGUGUGCAGUUUUUCGGAUUGUGUCCUUGUGUGACAAGGCGCGGGUAGCAUUUAACCAACCGCAGGUUAAAGGAAUGGCAGGGAGCCCGAGCGAGAGAAUGACAAAGAGUACGAAGAAGAGAUAGAUGAGCACCUUUUUUUCUAUGUUUGCACAGCUUUACUAAAGAUAUCCAACCGAGCGAGAGAGAGGUAUAUUUAAAGGAAGAGGGCUGGUGUGUGAGAGGAGGUAUAUGUAUCAUGCUUAUUCCAAUCCUAUGUGCCCUAGGGACCACACAACCGUGAGGCAACCUGUAUGAUGAAGAGAGCAAUAAAUACCUGUCCAAGUUGGGAGGCCAAAUAGGAGCACAGCUGCACGCUGGAUGAUGGGGGAGGGGAGCAAGGGAAGGGGAGGGGGAUCUCACAAUGUCUGUUGCAUUCCAAAAAAUAAUCUCCCCCAGCUCAGCCACGUUUCCAGGCGGGAGGGGAUCAAAUCAAGCCUUUUCUCUCCCUCUCUCUCUCCCUCUGUAGUCCUCUAAUGCCCCCGAACUAGCCUGGAGGGGAUAUUAUGAUAUUAGAGCCUGGUGUUACUGUGGGGCGGACGCCUGGUGCUGUGUUUAGUGUGGGAGUGUGUGUUUGUAUGUCUGUGUGUUUGUGUACAUGUGUGUGUGCGUGGCAGCCGGGGUCGCUGUGGCCACAUCAUCACUGUGUGAGUCAGCCACGGCCUGUUCAAACAUGCACCCUGAGCUGCCAGCCCCAAUGCACUUUCUCUGUCUCACACACAUGUUCACACACACACACACACACACACUCGGAUACUCAGCUCACUUGGUCCAGGUAUCCCGUGGAGAAGGGGAAAACACCAGAGCUGACAUAUCUGUUUGAAUAUUGUAAGUGACUCCAUACAUCUGGAUUUGUUAGUCUUAAAAUAUCUUAAGUUGUGUUUUUGUAUUCGGAAUCCAAUGUUAUUUUUGUCCUAACGCCCCCCCCCCCCCCCCCUCUCCCAAUCACCGCCCUGUCAUUUCUGCAGUAGAAAUCGGUCCCUUUGCACCUUAAUUGGAAAGACGCAGGUUAUGAAUGCACUUUGUUACUGAGGGGGGCACUAUUUCAACCAAACGGGUACUUUGAAACAAAGCAGUUGCAAAUGAGAUAAGUCCUUUCUUCUGUCUGCCGUGGUGAAGUUGAGCUCCUUCACUGGUUUGGAUCAGGUUUUGACGACAAGCUGCCAAACUAAAUUUAAAACAGAGAUCAGAGCUCUCAAAGAGUUGUUCUGAUUCACACAUGUUGGGUUUUGUGACCUUGAGAAAAGACUAAACUAAUCCACGUAACUGAUAGCACUUGAAGUUAGUUGUUGAAAUCUAGUAAGUUGUCUUUAUGUCUUAGGAAAGGAAGGGGCGAGAAGGAGAAGAAGAAAAAGCACUGUGUGUGUGUUGGCAUGCAUUUUAGUUGUGUGCAUGUGCUGCUGGCUGGCAGGCAGGAGGGUCUCGGGACAAGCUUGGAUAAACAAACGUUGCGUCUGCCCCAUCUGUUCAACAGCUCCUCUCAUAACUACACGUGUUCUCCGAGGAACCGCAGUGAUAAUAGGUGCACGGUGAUAAUAGGUGCACGGUUCCACAGAAGCAAAACGACCAUACUGUAAAAACAACUCAAUGGACAAUUGCUUGUUUACAUCACGGCUCUCUUGGUGCAGAUUUGCAAAACUCUUUGUUUACCCUUGUUGGUCCUCGUCAGUGGUUGGCCAGGCCUUGAGAGUCUUAGUUUCUAUUUUUGGUUCUCCGUUAUGAUUGAGAAGGGGUUCAUUAACGCACAGUUUGACUCCUAUAGGCAGACAAUGCAAGCUAUGUGAUAUUUAUGUAAUACUUGGUAUGGACCGCUUAAACCAACUUUGUCUUGAUGUGGCAGAGAGUGAAAUCUUAAACAUUGGUUUCUUUGUACUUAAAAAGUCUUAUGUGUUUUGUUAAUUAACCAAAGCCCUCAAUCUUAGUCCACUGUAGACUAGGGGCUGCUCGAUUAUGGCAAAAAUCAUAAACUUGAUUAUUUGGGUCAAUAAUUGAUAUCACGAUUAUUAAAAAACGAUUAUCCAUUUACUUUGAAAACAUCCAUUUAUUUAAAAGAAAAUGUAACAGUAUGUUUUUAACAGUUGAUUACCCUGAACUUUAAGUAUAAUUCAACUGAAAAACCAAUAAAAAAAAUUAUAAUUCGAUUAUGUUGUUUUCAUAAUCGUUGCAAGCCAAAAUCGUAAUUGCGAUUUAAAUAGGAUGAAUUGAGCAGCCCUACUGUAGACUAGAGAUAAGUCUAAUGUAUCCAGCCUCCCUGACUAAGUCACACACAGAAGCCCUCCUCUUGAAUACAUAUGCAGAAGUGUGUGUGAAAUCAUACAGAUAUUGACUUGUUAGCUUUCUCUCGCUCUUUGUGUCCUUGUGGACAGUAGAAUCAGAGGUUUAAAUAUGUAUAGUUUAUUUCUGUCUGUCUACACUUAAAAUAACGUGUUGUGCUACUUUUUUUUUCUAUCAAUUUUACAUGGCUGCGUGUGUGUGUGUGUGUGUAUGCGUGUGCGUGUUGGAGUCAUGGUUUUGGGUUGCUGUGCCAGAAGGGUUAGGGAAAUGGGUGCUUGGGUGGGGUUAUGGAUAUAAAGCCUGAUAGCACUGGAAAUGGUGCUUUAGCUGAGAGAGCAAACGUUUGCACUAAUGUUUAAUGUCCUUAUCCUGCGUAUGGGAGAAGGGCAGGAGACCUCAGAAAGCCUGCGAGUUUCCAUGAGCACAGAGCAGUGUGGUUAAUACUCAAUGGUCUCAUGGAGUCCAUGCAACCCCUCCAUAGAAAUAAUCAUGUACAGUAUAUUAAGAGAUAUACAGACGUCCAACAAAUACCAAAGGAGAAGAAAUGGCUUGCGUUGAAGUCAUUGGACAUUUUAAGCUACUAUCUAAUGUUGGAUUUAUAGAGUUUUAUUGUUAGAUCUGAAGGCUCUUGAAAAGAGAACUUCUGAUGGACACUAUGGUGUGAUAACAGCAACAAAUGUUUGCUGUUUAUGUUAAGAAAUAUUCCAAAUAUACAACAUUUAGGCACUUGGAACGUAGCGAAGCCUCUCCGAAAUCCAUUUAAAAUAUGUUAUUUUGUCCUGGUCUGAAGGCUGAGACGUACUGUUUGCCGGUGCCAGAGAUAUGGAAUCAAGUUCAUUUAAGAGAUGGGAUUUUAUCAAGUUCAUGUUCAGUCAAAUGAUGAGAAAUGAUAUGAAAUGAUAAUGAAAUAUAUUGUUAUUGUUAAACACUGUUAUUUUGAUCCUUGCUGAAAUGUUCAGUUUACUUCUGGAAAAAGGUUGAAUUGAAUUCAAAUGUUCUAACGUUGAAGCAGACUGGGACUCCGUGGCCUUGUCUGAGCAGCACUAAGCUUUUUCUUUUUUUUCAUUUCAUGUUUCCAGACAGUUGUAUUGUGCAGUUUGGGGCUGAGGCUAACUCCCACCAGGUGGACGCUGCAAACGUCAAGGGCCACAGUGUGCCUUACGUGGGCAGGAACCGAUAAAACUCACAACUUAAUUUCAUUUCUUUGUUUCCAUAAACAAAAAACUUUUCUUCCGACAUAUUAAAACCAAAAUGCUGAUUGGCUUGGAACUCAAAUUGAUCAUGUAUCUGUUUAAGCUUUACUUGAAUAAAUGAAUAUGAACAUCCACCUCUUCAGAGCUCAGUCUCUGUCAGCCUCUAUGGAUCCUCCUGGUGGGCCCCCAGCCUCGGCCCCUCACUAAGGUUACUCUGACCCAGGCUCCACUGACACACUCUCUGAACUUUAAUGCAAGUGUUUUUCCAAAUUGACCUUGUUAUGUUUGUCCUAUGCUGUUAUCAAAGAGUUUGGGGGAAUCUAUCUGAGAAGGCCAUAAAACAAAGACGACCAACAACUAUGAUAACUGUAAAUAAUCAAGCCAAGCAGGGCGGGGUGACUGUUAACAUUCAAGAUUCGUGGCGGCAGACGAGGGACUAUUUGCUUUGCUUCGUCAUUUUCCUGCACACCUGAUUUCUCUGUGUGUUUUCCAUCAGGCUCUCGAUGCACAGCGAGCUGAGCGCAGCAUAUGCAGUGCGGCACUAUGCGCAGCGAGGCUCUGGCACUUACACAGACAGCCCUGGGUCCUUCAGAGAGGCAGGCUGCUGUCUGUUGGCUGCUCUCGGCCGGGUGGGGACAGUUUGCACUUGGAGUCUCUCUCGGUCUCUGGGGGAUACAAAGGUUGGCAUACAGGGAGGAGGAUUAAAUACGGGUGGUAGGGCAAAGCUGGAUGUUGUUUUUCAGGGAUGAGGUUAGAAAGCCCAGGUGACGGACUAUUUGCUGAGCAAUCGUCCUCUUAGCUGGUAGGAAUGCAUGGCCACAAUAUGAUAAGAAUUGUAACCCAAAGGAGGUCACCACAGAUUCACAGAAUGCUGCUGAUCUCUUUUGUCUCUAUGUAAGUACUACUCAGGUGGAAAAUACACUGCUAUGCAUUGGGUUUCAAUGUUUGCUAAGUUCAUGGUAUGUCUAAUCAACCCUCCAAGUUACUUCUCUGUUUGCCUUUCAUGUUCACCAAUAUUUACCAUAAUAGUUCCCAGAAAGAUGAGAGCAGGAACAGCUCCCCCAUUGUAAAGUGGCUGUGACCAGCCUAUUUCUCCAUCUAAUAUUGAUCCAGUGGAUUGUUUGUUGGAGGGAAGGAAGGCACUGGAGAUUCACUCUUAUAAGUCAGUAACAUUUCUGAAAAGAGAUGGGGUUGGGAAAGCACGGGGGAGAGUAUGUUCUGCUUCUCUCUUCUCCCCUCGCUCCCCCCUCUCUCCGGACUCAGAGUCUACAUCUUUGCUGCCGACCGGCCUUUGAUCAGAGAUCACACGUCCUCAGCAGGGGAGUCUACGGGAGAGAACGGAGGGAGAGGGGAUAGGGUGAGCUAUAGUUUCAGUUUUCAGUCACCUAAACUAAUUUAGGAUACAUUCCAUAGCUUCAUACUGUGAUUCCAGCUUUGGAGUUUUUGGCAGGUGUGAAGGAUGUGUGUUGCAGACGGCAAGAAAACACAGUCAACAUUUUUAAGUUGGCUGUUUCAGUCUGCCUGUCGAGCGUCACUCUCCCUCCAACAUGUAGACAGACAGUCAAGAGGCCCCCCAGUGUACCGCUAUCCAACUGCCUUUUUAAGCUUCUGCGAUUGUAACAAAAAGCACUUUUGCGAAAGGCCAUCCUGAAAUGUGUGUGCUUUUAUUUGAUGGUUAUCACUAUUGUUAUUUUUGUUGUACCUGUUGAUGUCUUUUUUUUUGUUUUUCUCAGUGGCAAUGAUUAUUUAAAUGCAAAAAAGAAAAACAAUUUGAUGAAAAUGAGGAAAAAAAAAGUAGAAUAUUUGGUAUUGGAGGUGGUUUUCAAGCUGCCACCUCAUCUGGACAUAAACAACACUUCUCUGUUAAAGUACCAACACACCUGUUUAUAUGCAGCUUAUUGCAUACAUAGUCACACCAAGGUUGGGGGGGGGGGGGUACUGGACAGACCUCCCCUCACCUGCUCUCUGCUUACCGUCUCAGAUCUUGUUGGGAGAAAGGUCAUUUGAUCUCAUUUUGGGAGACUCCUUUUCUUGAAAAGAAACCUGUAUAACAGUUGCAAAGCUUUCUGAGAAGGCUAGCUGUGCUGAAUGUUAAACAUGCAGUGUGUAUCCACUGCAGAACCUUUUGAUCUGCAAUAAUGCCCUGUCUGUAGUUAAAGGCUGGAUCUGGUAUCCAUAUAGCGCUUAAAUGAUUAUGAAAGACGGAUGAAACGGCCAAAAGACCAUCAUGCACUUUUGCAAAUCAGUACGAAAAUGUUUUUGGCCUUUGUCAAAUCAAGAUGAUCUCAGUAAGAAGAAUAUUAUUGAUCAUGAUAAACAUUUAAUAAAUCCAUUCGGUAAAUUGUAUGACUUGGGAGAGAUACUAUUUAUAAUAAGGUUGAUGUGUAACUGUGAUUAUCAUGAUAAUCCUUUACAGAGGGAUAUUCUUUCUGAUGUACAUUUGAAAAUGGCAGAAUGUGUCCCAUCCUCUAAAAGCAGGACAUGAAUCACAAACGCACACAAUCCCACCCGGAAGGAAGCGGCCGCUCCACUUCUCUCUGUGUGCUUAAACUUUAUGUUGCACAUGUGACCACACCCCGCUCUGUGUAUCACAACAAGUGCGUCCCAGAGGCAGAGCACCUGCUUGUGGCAUCACUAAUCGAAUGGAGCGCGGCCAGAGAGUGCAGAGGCCGCUUUCUUCCCCAUGUGAUUCAGUGGUGUUUACUUUUUAAAUAACCCCCUUUCUCUUCACAAAGGUCUUUUUUUUUUUUCUUAGCGUAGCAGUCUGUCAGUCCAUAUCUGUUGGAAGCUGCAGGGGAGGGGGGGCGGGGGGGAUAUUGGUGAUUUCUUUUUGGGAGAAUUUGCACUUUUUGGCAAUGAAAAUAUAUUGUAUUGUAUAUGAGACCACUAAAUCCACACAGUCUAAAAACCAUAUAAUUCCAUUUUGUGUCAUUUUUUUUGUUUUGUUCUUCUGUUCUUUUUUUUUAAUAUAUCCAAAAAUGUCUGGCAUCUGGUUGUCUGGUUUAAAGAAUAUAAAUCUUUCUAUUAAAAACAAUGGUUGCAAACAUUU
Trematomus bernacchii (emerald rockcod) is the source of this 10028-nucleotide messenger RNA. It is a transcript of the gene zbtb7a, whose product is annotated as zinc finger and BTB domain containing 7a. NCBI's taxonomy places the organism in Eukaryota, Metazoa, Chordata, Actinopteri, Perciformes, Nototheniidae. The transcript has 4 exons. Gene Ontology annotation, molecular function: RNA polymerase II cis-regulatory region sequence-specific DNA binding; DNA-binding transcription factor activity, RNA polymerase II-specific; protein binding. The coding region runs from base 291 to 2234 and encodes 647 amino acids. Gene Ontology annotation, biological process: regulation of transcription by RNA polymerase II. The record is from RefSeq and is a predicted model, not a curated record.